Molecule: messenger RNA, 1017 nt
Organism: Macroventuria anomochaeta
Lineage: Eukaryota; Fungi; Ascomycota; Dothideomycetes; Pleosporales; Didymellaceae
Exons: 1
Coding region: 259-837 (192 amino acids)
Source: RefSeq, a predicted model, not a curated record
CAGUUGCAACAAGGUCUUCAAGCGCCAAGACGCUCGCCUGAAACAUGUCAGGAAGCACCAUCCUGAACUUGCUUCUGAUCCUGUACCGAGACCGGAGCAACGCAAGGGACCCAAUACCCUGAUACAGCACCAGUUUGAUCAGAACUACGAGCUCAACAACGUGGGCUCCAGAUUCGAGCAAACCAGUCGGGCGGGGCAGGCGCAGGAGGGUCGUCCAAGUCGAGGAGCUACACCAAGAACUAGCUCUUUCUGACAGCCAUGUACUCUAAGGCCAGAUAUUUCCUUUGUCUUGACGGGUUUCAAAACUUUCCAAUCCCAAAAACAUUGUGCUUUUAUGGUUCGGCGAGCUGCAUAGGCGAAGGCAACGUCUUGGCAUGUUGGAGUGGUAGCGCGAUUCUAAGCCGCAACACCUUCUGCCUUCGGCAACAAGGAUCGACAGACCAUGACUGGUGGAAAAGUUGUUCUGCUUCGCUUUCGUUGUUUUUUUAUUCUGGGCUGUGCUGCGACUACUGCAUUGGUGUUGACAGAGGAUGGUGCAAGCCAAACAUCAUCAUCGCAACACUUUGUGGUGCUUGUAGAGCGGUUAGGCUAAUGGGCGUACGGCGUCUGGCGUUUCUCCUUCCAUACGUUGGGGUGGGAUGUCGCUUCCUUUGGAUAGUUUGUGCUUCCGCAUGUGGUUGGCGUGGGGUAUCUGCAGCUACAAGGCAAACGAGGGGGACGCCGGUCAGUGCAGGUUGUGACUGCAACUGUCUUCAAGCCUCUCAUGCAGUCAAGGCUCUAUUUCUUGUACUCUUGUCGUCUUUGUUCGCGGUAGCUUCCGAGUCGAAUGUGGUGUGAGGUGAGGUGGAAGACUUCAGGGUGUGGUCGAGGCAAGGACGUCUGAAUAAGGGAUGAGCAAUGGACUAGCGAAAGCGGAGAUUACUGGAGCGGACCAAACUCCUCGUGAUGGCACGGACGACACGUCUUCAGCGACACAUCGCCACACCCCACACUGAUCAGCUGUCAUCGCCUGACUAC